GGCCAGCAGCCGAGGCAGGGUCAUAGGGGUAUGUUAUUCUAAACCGAAGCACCCAGUGCUCCGGCAGAAAAUAGUCCCUUCGGAAUGUGUAUCUUUCACACUCAAACAAUUGUUGUAUUAGACCAGGUUUAAUGUCUUCGACCGGGAACAAGUGUCUUGACCUAUCGGUUGCGUGAUUUUAUCAGCCACCGUAGCGAUUUUGAAUGUGUUGAAAUCCGCUGGACGAGAGAGGCUGCAUGUAAUCAAGUCCAACAAUAGGCAGCAGAGAAAGAGACGGAGGGGAAGGAGAGAAGGUACAGGAGGGGGAGGGUUGGCAUGUUCUGCUCCCGGGGCGGAAGGAGACGUUGCGCUCAGGCAGGAGAAUGAAUCGCAGCGCCACCGAGCCUGGAACCUCCGACGUAGUAGAAUGGAGCUGAGAAGAAUCACAGUUACAUUGUAGCCAGAAACAACCCCCCCGACGUAGUAGAAUGGAACUGAGAAUAAUCACAGUUACAUUGUAGCCAGGAACAGAACCCCGAAUAUUGUUCCACUAUAACAGUUCCGUCGGAGGAAUAGAAACACAGCGAUGCGGACCAGGCGCUGAACAGGAGCGGCCGGGGUGAGAACAAGGCAGAAAGAUGGGCGCCGUGCUACGGACUGUGUUGUUGUGUAGUUUUUCUUUGCUAAUAAGAGGUGUACCCCUCCUGCUCUAUGCUAACCGACGGGACCUGCGGCUGGUGGAUGCGGCUCACGGCAGGGCCAACGCCACGGUGGUGGUGGGCGGUCUGGAGGACGCCGCCGCUGUGGACUACGUAUACGCUCAGGGAUUGGUCUACUGGAGUGACGUCAGCGAGGAGGCAAUCAAACGCACCACCUUCAACCAAUCAGGGCCCGGCUCGGCGGCGGCCGCCCAGACGGUGGUUGUAUCGGGGCUGGCGUCCCCGGACGGCCUGGCCUGUGACUGGUUAGGCAGGAAGCUGUACUGGACGGACUCCGAGACCAAUCGGAUAGAGGUGGCCGAGCUGGAUGGAUCGUUACGGAGAGUUCUCUUCUGGCAGGACCUGGACCAGCCCCGAGCCAUCUCUCUGGACCCGGGAAGAGGGUACAUGUACUGGACGGACUGGGGCGAGGUUCCUAAGAUUGAGCGAGCGGGGAUGGACGGUACCAACAGAGCCAUGAUCAUUGACAAGGAGAUCUACUGGCCCAACGGUCUCACGCUGGACUACAGCCAGGAGAAACUGUACUGGGCUGACGCCAAGUUCAACUUCAUACAUCGCUCCAAUCUGGACGGCACUGGGAGGGAGGUGGUGGUUAAGGGAGAUCUCCCUCACCCCUUCGCUCUGACGCUGUACGAGGAGACUCUCUUCUGGACCGACUGGAACACCCAUUCCAUCCACUCGUGUCAGAAAGAGACCGGGGAGGAUCGGAAGAAAGUCCACUCGGACAUCUUCUCUCCUAUGGAUAUACACGUCUACAGCCAGAAGAGACAGCCGCUACUGUCUUCACCAUGUUCUGUGAACAACGGAGGCUGUUCCCAUCUCUGUCUCCUGUCUCCUAUUACACCUCACUACCAGUGUGCCUGUCCCACCGGAGUCCAGCUGCUAGAGGACAGCAAGACCUGCAGAGACGGUCCCACACAGCUCCUCCUCCUGGCCCGGCGGACUGACCUGCGCCGCAUCUCCCUGGAUACGCCCGACUUCACCGACAUCAUCCUCCCGACGGACGACAUCCGCCACGCCAUCGCCAUCGACUAUGACCCGGUGGACGGACACAUCUAUUGGACCGACGACGACGUCAGGGCCAUCAGGAGGUCCUACCUGGACGGCUCUGACGCUCAGUUCAUCGUCACCUCACAGGUGAACCAUCCUGACGGCAUCGCGGUGGACUGGAUCGCCCGGAACCUGUACUGGACGGACACAGGAACGGACCGCAUCGAAGUGACACGCCUCAACGGAACCAUGAGGAAGAUCCUGAUAUCAGAGGACCUGGACGAGCCACGAGCCAUCGUACUGGAUCCUGUCGCUGGAUACAUGUACUGGACAGACUGGGGCGAGGUUCCUAAGAUUGAGCGUGCCGACCUGGACGGGACGGAGAGGCUAGUGAUGGUCAACACCUCCCUGGGCUGGCCCAAUGGUCUGGCGCUGGACUACACAGACCGGAUGAUCUACUGGGGCGACGCCAAGACGGACAAGAUAGAGGUGAUGUGUAUGGACGGUUCAGGCAGGAGGAUCCUGGUAGAAGAUAAGCUACCUCACAUCUUUGGCUUCACUCUGCUGGGGGACUAUGUGUACUGGACAGACUGGCAGAGACGCAGCAUUGAGAGGGUUCACAAACACACCACGGAGAGAGAGUUCAUCAUAGACCAGCUACCAGACCUGAUGGGGCUCAAAGCUACAUAUGUACACCAGACCUUCGGUACCAACCUGUGUGCGGAGGCUAAUGGUGGGUGUAGCCACCUAUGCCUGUAUAAGCCGGUGGGCGUCCAGUGUGCCUGUCCCAUUGGUCUAGAGCUGAUAGCUGACCUGUCCACCUGCAUCGUACCAGAAGCCUUCCUCCUCUUCUCCCGACACACAGACAUCAGACGCAUCUCCUUGGAAACCAACAACAACAACGUGGCCAUCCCGCUGACCGGGGUUAAAGAGGCGUCUGCACUGGACUUCGACAUCACCGACAACCGUAUCUACUGGACAGAUAUCACAUUGAAGACAAUCAGUCGUGCGUUUAUGAACGGCAGCGCUCUAGAACAUGUGGUGGAGUUUGGCCUGGACUACCCAGAAGGCAUGGCGGUGGACUGGUUGGGGAAGAAUCUGUACUGGGCCGACACGGGGACCAAUCGUAUCGAGGUGGCCAAGCUGGAUGGACAGCACAGACAGGUCCUAGUCUGGAAGGAUCUGGACAGCCCUCGAGCCCUGGCACUGGACCCUGCUGAGGGGUUUAUGUACUGGACAGAGUGGGGUGGGAAGCCCAAGAUUGACCGCUCAGCGAUGGACGGGACGGGUCGGAUCACUCUGGUGCCCAAUGUGGGCCGAGCCAACGGGCUGACCAUCGACUAUGCCGAGAGGCGACUGUACUGGACUGACCUGGACACGACACUCAUAGAGUCCUCCAACAUGCUGGGUCUGGAGCGUGAGGUUAUAGCCGACGACCUCCCCCACCCCUUCGGUCUGACCCAGUACCAGGACUACAUCUAUUGGACGGACUGGUCUCAGCGCAGCAUCGAACGGGCCAAUAAGACAUCGGGCCAGAACCGUACGGUCAUCCAGGGUCACCUGGACUACGUGAUGGACAUCUUGGUCUUCCACUCGUCACGCCAGGGGGGCUGGAACGCCUGCGCCUCCACCAAUGGGCAAUGCUCACACCUCUGUCUGGCUGUACCAAUCAGCAGCUUCGUCUGCGGAUGCCCCGCCCACUUCUCCCUCAACAAUGACAACAAGACCUGCAGUGCCCCUACGUCGUUCCUCUUGUUCAGUCAGAAGUCAGCCAUUAACCGGAUGGUGAUGGAUGAGCAUCAGUCUCCUGACAUCAUCCUUCCCAUCCACAGUCUGAGGAAUGUCAGGGCUAUAGACUACGACCCCCUGGAUAAACAGCUGUACUGGAUCGACUCCAAACAGAACGCAAUCCGCAGAGCGCAGGAGAACGGGAACAUGAGUAUGACGGUGGUGUGGAGCCAAGUGGGUGGUCCUAACCUGGGCCUCCAGCCGUUUGACCUGAGCAUCGACAUCUACAGCCGCUUCAUCUACUGGACCAGCGAGGUCACUAAUGUCAUUAACGUGACGAGGACAGACGGCAGCCGGGUGGGAGUGGUGCUGAGAGGAGAACACGACAGACCCAGAGCCAUCGUGGUCAACCCAGAGCGAGGGUACAUGUACUUUACCAACCUGCAGGAGCGCAGUCCUAAGAUAGAACGAGCAGCGCUCGACGGGACAGAGAGAGAGGUGUUGUUCUUCAGUGGCCUGGGGAAGCCCGUUGCCCUGGCCAUAGACAAUGAGGUCGGCAAGCUGUUCUGGGUCGACUCAGACCUCCGACGCAUCGAGAGCAGUGACCUAUCAGGAGCCAAUCGGAUUGUGAUUGAGGACUCCAACAUCCUCCAGCCGGUUGGUCUGACGGUGUUUGGUAACCACCUGUACUGGAUCGACCGUCAGCAGCAGAUGAUCGAACGCAUCGACAAGACGACCAGGGAGGGAAGGACCAAGAUCCAGGCUCGCAUUGCCUCUCUCAGCGACAUUCACGCUGUCUACGACCUCGACAUGAGCGAGUACAGUAAGCACCCUUGUACCUGGGACAACGGAGGCUGUUCUCACAUCUGUAUCGUCAAGGGAGACGGAACCACACGCUGCUCCUGUCCUGUUCAUCUGGUCCUUCUGCAGAAUGAACUCUCCUGUGGAGAACCCCCCACCUGUUCUCCAGAACAGUUCUCCUGUGUGUCCGGGGAGGUGGACUGUAUUCCCCACGCGUGGCGGUGUGACGGCUACCCAGAGUGUGAUGACAGCAGCGACGAGGGAGACUGUCCUGUCUGUUCAGAUUCAGAGUUUCAGUGUGACUCCAGACAGUGUGUUGACCUCAGCCUCCGCUGCAACGGAGAGGUCAACUGUCAGGAUCGCUCAGACGAGAACAAAUGUGAAGUGCGUUGCUCUCCGGACCACUUCAGCUGUUCUAGCGGUCAGUGUGUGGGGAAACAUCAGAAGUGUGACCACUCUACAGACUGCUCUGACAACUCGGACGAGAUGGGCUGCUACCCGACUGAAGAGCCGUCCUCCCAGCCCACCAACACCAUCGGCUCCAUUGUGGGGGUUGUCAUGGCGCUGUUUGUGGUGGGCGCCAUCUACUUGGUGUGCCAGCGCGUGCUCUGUCCCCAGAUGAAGGAUGACAGGGAGACGGUGACCAAUGACUUGGUGGUCCACGGCCCUUCUGUUUCUCUGGGUUAUGUACCUCACCCUGCCUCUCUGUCCGGGUCUCUGCCAGGUAUGUCCAGGGGGAAGUCUGUGAUUGGUUCGUUGAGCAUCAUGGGCGGGUCCAGUGGCCCCCCUUACGACCGCGCCCACGUAACUGGAGCCUCCUCCUCAAGCUCCUCCUCCACCAAGGGCACGUACUUCCCCCCGAUCCUGAACCCUCCUCCAUCUCCUGCGACCGUCAGGUCUCAGUACACCAUGGAGUUUGGCUACUCCUCCAACAGCCCGUCAACGCACCGUUCAUACAGUUACCGUCCCUACACCUACAGUCACUUCGCCCCUCCCACAACCCCCUGCUCCACGGACGUCUGCGACAGCGACUACACCCCCGGACGCCGCGCCCCGCCCACCUCCAACUCCGGCGUCGCCAAAGGUUACACCAGCGACCUGAACUACGACUCGGAACCCUUCCCCCCACCCCCCACCCCCCGCAGCCAGUACCUGUCAGCGGAGGAGAACUGUGAGAGCUGCCCCCCCUCCCCCUAUACGGAGCGCUCCUACUCUCACCACCUCUACCCCCCGCCCCCAUCACCCUGCACAGACUCCUCCUGAAACCCCUCGCUGUACAUAACAACUGUUGAUAUUGUGUUUCUAAAAAGAGGGGGAGGAGAGGAGGCUGCUGAGGGAUGUACAGAACAUAUGAACAGAGAAACAGGAAGCUCGGGGUGGAAGAAAGAGCUCCGGGAACAUUUGUACAUUUUAAAAAUAGAAAAAAGCAUAUCUAUAUAUUUUCUAUACAGCGUUUACUGGAUACGCCGUAGAGGUUUGUAUUCAAACAUUUGUACAUUUAUUUUUUAUUUUUUAAUGAAAACGUUUUAUUAAAACCAUCACAAACAUGAUAAGUUGCCUUAAAUCCAGAAGAUACAAACAGUUGUCUGUUUUUACGAAGGCUGGAAGAACGUUUAAAACACGUAGAUGGAACUAUCUGACGCCAAAUAACACACCGUGACAACGCCCGGAACAAUGGAUGGAGGGAGUGGUGAGGCAGGAUGACGCCCCCUGGAGGUGACAGACAGCUACUGCACCACGGCACUCUGCAGCCUGGGCAGCCAUUUUGUAGUGGAUCAGUGAUCCCCAUAGUAACCAGUCAGCUGGUUUCCAUAGUAACAGAAAUUUUGAUUUGAGCUCCUUUCUAAUGGUUUCCUGGUUUCCCAGGACUUCCUGUCCGCUUGUAUUGCUUCAACUAGGUACUACAUAUUAUACAAGCUCCUUAUUCAUCUAACAGGGUACAUAAAGAACCUCUGACCCGACCCAGGGCCCCUCGUCACUACCACAACACUCCUGACCCGACCCGGGGCCCCUCGUCACUACCACAACACUCCUGACCCGACCCAGGGCCCCUCGUCACUACCACAACACUCCUGACCCGACCCAUAGGUCCAGGAAGGGGUGGGGUACAGAGGUGGAGGUCAGGGUUCACAGAAGGUCAGAAGGUCUGUUGUGUGAUGGGGAAACAGAUUCUCACAUCUGAUGAGGUUUUUACUGCACAAUAUUCAACCAAAAUCUAUGUUCUGUCAUUUGAGGUUAUUUGAUAUUUUUCUGUAUGUUUUUGUUUUAAAUGCCAGACUGCAACUGAAGAUUAUCUUUACCCAGAACACAUCUGGUACUGAGGGGGGUUUUAUCUAUCCUGUCUGGAUGGGACAGACCCAGAACACAUCUGGUACUGAGGGGGGUUAUCUAUCCUGUCUGGAUGGGACAGACCCAGAACACAUCUGGUACUGAGGGGGGUUUUAUCUAUCCUGUCUGGAUGGGACAGACCCAGAACACAUCUGGUACUGAGGGGGGUUUUAUCUAUCCUGUCUGGUUAAGAGACCCAGAACACAUCUGUUACUGAGGGGGUUAUCUAUCCUGUCUGGAUGGGACAGACCCAGAACACAUCUGGUACUGAGGGGGGUUAUCUAUCCUGUCUGGAUGGGACAGACCCAGAACACAUCUGGUACUGAGGGGGGUUUUAUCUAUCCUGUCUGGAUGGGACAGACCCAGAACACAUCUGGUACUGAGGGGGGUUAUCUAUCCUGUCUGGAUGGGACAGACCCAGAACACAUCUGGUACUGAGGGGGGUUUUAUCUAUCCUAUCUGGAUGGGACAGACCCAGAACACAUCUGUUACUGAGGGGGGUUAUCUAUCCUGUCUGGAUGGGACAGACCCAGAACACAUCUGGUACUGAGGGGGGGUUAUCUAUCCUGUCUGGAUGGGACAGACCCAGAACACAUCUGGUACUGAGGGGGGGGGGUUAUCUAUCCUGUCUGGAUGGGACAGACCCAGAACACAUCUGGUACUGAGGGGGUUAUCUAUCCUGUCUGGAUGGGACAGACCCAGAACACAUCUGGUACUGAGGGGGGUUAUCUAUCCUGUCUGGAUGGGACAGACCCAGAACACAUCUGGUACUGAGGGGGUUAUCUAUCCUGUCUGGAUGGGACAGACCCAGAACACAUCUGUUACUGAGGGGGGGGUUAUCUAUCCUGUCUGGAUGGGACAGACCCAGAACACAUCUGGUACUGAGGGGGGUUAUCUAUCCUGUCUGGAUGGGACAGACCCAGAACACAUCUGGUACUGAGGGGGUUAUCUAUCCUGUCUGGAUGGGACAGACCCAGAACACAUCUGGUACUGAGGGGGUUAUCUAUCCUGUCUGGAUGGGACAGACCCAGAACACAUCUGGUACUGAGGGGGUUAUCUAUCCUGUCUGGAUGGGACAGACCCAGAACACAUCUGGUACUGAGGGGGUUAUCUAUCCUGUCUGGAUGGGACAGAACCAGAACACAUCUGGUACUGAGGGGGUUAUCUAUCCUGUCUGGAUGGGACAGACCCAGAACACAUCUGGUACUGAGGGGGUUAUCUAUCCUGUCUGGAUGGGACAGAACCAGAACACAUCUGGUACUGAGGGGGUUAUCUAUCCUGUCUGGAUGGGACAGACCCAGAACACAUCUGGUACUGAGGGGGGUUUUAUCUAUCCUGUCUGGAUGGGACAGACCCAGAACACAUCUGGUACUGAGGGGGUUAUC
This is a messenger RNA of Oncorhynchus mykiss (rainbow trout), 7930 nucleotides long. Lineage: Eukaryota; Metazoa; Chordata; Actinopteri; Salmoniformes; Salmonidae. The record is from RefSeq and is a predicted model, not a curated record.